Morus notabilis is the source of this 2008-nucleotide messenger RNA. RefSeq names its product tonoplast dicarboxylate transporter. Gene Ontology annotation, cellular component: membrane. Lineage: Eukaryota; Viridiplantae; Streptophyta; Magnoliopsida; Rosales; Moraceae. Gene Ontology annotation, molecular function: transmembrane transporter activity. Bases 222 to 1829 code for a protein of 535 amino acids. Gene Ontology annotation, biological process: monoatomic anion transmembrane transport. The record is from RefSeq and is a predicted model, not a curated record. The transcript has 6 exons.
ACAAAUUAUUCUCAAAGCGAAAGUGAAAUUGUCCACAAUUGCCUAUAUUUCCUCAGCAAUAAAAAAAGGAUGCGAGUCUCCGCAACCUUCAUUAUUUGUAUCUCAACCCUAUUACAAAUACAUACAAACCGAAUUAACUAAAAAGCUCACGGUCAUUCUCUAUUAUUUCCACACUUCAACCAAAACUGAUAUGACAUGAUAUCAUAAUUUAAGUACAACAAAUGGACAAUCCAACCUCAACCUCCGACGACCCCAAAGCCCCACUUCUCCCGUUAAGCGAUCGGAAUGACAGCAACGAACGGUCGGACAGCUUCCGAUCCUCAGUCAAGACCCUUCUGUUUACGCCCAACAACGUGUUCAUCCUCCUCGGACCCUUGUUGUGCACCGUCAUAUGCCUCUGCGUGAAGCUCGAUGGGCCGCCGACCAGCCGGUACAUGCUGGGGGUGCUGGUGUGGAUAUUCGAGUGGUGGAUGACGGAGGCGGUGCCGAUGCCGGUCACCUCCAUGACGCCGUUGUUCCUUUUCCCGCUCCUCGGAAUUGCUUCCUCCGACGAGGUGGCUCAAUCUUACAUGGACGACGUUAUUGCUCUUGUUCUCGGCAGUUUUAUACUUGCCCUUGCUGUUGAGCAUUAUAACAUCCAUAGAAGAUUAGCCCUCAACAUAACUCUAUUAUUCUGUGGGGACCCAGUGAACCCACCGUUGCUCCUCCUGGGGAUAUGCGCCACGACGGCCUUCGUCAGCAUGUGGAUGCACAACGUGGCAGCCGCCAUGAUCAUGAUGCCCGUCGCCACCGGCAUUCUCCAGCGCUUCCCGGUGGGCCCCGCCCAGUCCGAACCCGUCAAGAAGUUCUGCCGCGCCGUGGUUCUCGGGGUCAUAUACGCAGCCGCCAUCGGAGGGAUUAGCACCCUCACCGGGACAGGUGUCAAUCUCAUAUUGGUCGGGAUGUGGAAGAGCUAUUACCCGGACGCUGACCCCAUCACCUUCACCAAAUGGUUCCUCUUCGGCUUCCCAUUGGCUGUCCUCGUUUUCUUUCCUUUGUGGGCCAUACUUUGCCUCUUGUACUGUCCCAGGGGUUCGGGCCAGUAUCUCUCUGCUUACUUGGACAAAUCCCAUUUGAAGAGAGAGCUCCAAUUGUUAGGUCCGAUGUCAUUUGCUGAAAAGACGAUAUUAGCUGUGUUUUCGACGCUAAUAGUUUUAUGGAUGACAAGAAGCAUAACAGACGACGUUCCUGGUUGGGGAGUUCUCUUCAACGGCCGUGCCGGUGAUGGCACUGUAAGCGUAAUGAUGGCGACCUUGUUAUUCAUAAUCCCAAGCAAGAAGCAAAAGGGAGAGAAAUUGAUGGACUGGAACAAGUGCAAGAAGCUUCCGUGGAACAUAGUAUUGCUAUUAGGUGCCGGUUUUGCCAUCGCUGACGGCGUGAGGACCAGCGGCCUUGCCGACAUAUUGUCGAAAGCCUUGGAUUUCUUGGAGGCAGCACCCUACUUGGCCAUAGCCCCGGCUGUGUGCCUCAUAAGCAGUAUCAUCACUGAGUUCACUUCCAACAACGCCACAACCACACUUGUCAUUCCACUCCUGAUUCAACUAGCAAAAACCAUGCACGUUCACCCUCUUAUGCUCGUAAUUCCUGGCUCCAUCGGGGCACAGUUCUCUUACUUACUCCCCACCAGUACGCCUUCGAAUGUUGUCGGGUUCGCAACCGGACAUAUUGAGAUCAGAGACAUGAUCAAGACUGGUGGCCCACUUAAGAUUGCUGGGAUUGCUGCACUGUCCCUUUUGAUGCCUACACUUGGAGCUUAUGUGUUUGGAACGAAUGAACCAUUUGUUCAAUAAAUGGCAAAGUCAUGCAGAACAGAGCACCCUGUUUGAAGUCAGCAAUAGUCUGCAAGUAUUCUAAUAGAACGAUAUUUCAUUAUCGUUUUGGCACAUAUGCAAAAGUCAAUAUUGUGUAUAAUUCCAUGGAACAAGUAAUUUGAGAAAAGUGAAUGAAAAGCGUAUUUUUUUUUUCUUAA